Messenger RNA from Geodia barretti, 1398 nucleotides. The record is from the annotation of a GenBank genome assembly. NCBI's taxonomy places the organism in Eukaryota, Metazoa, Porifera, Demospongiae, Tetractinellida, Geodiidae.
AUGGAGUGGACCAUCGAAGAGUUGGCGCGAGCCGCCAAGGGAACCAUCGUUCAGCGCGGUGCGGUGAGCCGGUUUGGCCACAUCAGCACGGAUUCACGGCAGGUGGACAAGGACGGCGUGUUCGUGGCGCUCCACGGCGAAGCGCGGGAUGGGCACGUGUUCGUCCCUGAAGUGGUGCGCCGCGGGGGCGGUUGCCUGGUUGUGCAGCGAAGCGUCGCCGGCCCGAAGCGGGUGUCGGUGAUUCGCGUGCGCGAUACCCUCAAGGCCCUGGGCGACAUCGCCCACUUCCAUCGCCAGAAGCUGGCGCCGCGGGUCCUGGCCAUCACCGGGUCGAACGGAAAGACCACCACCAAAGAGAUGCUUUUCUCCAUUCUGCAACGCGCGCGCAUGGAAGACCGUCCGUUGCGCGGCAAGGUGCUCAAGACCGAGGGCAACUACAACAACCUGGUGGGUCUGCCGUUGACGCUGUUGCGGCUUCGAGGCAAGGAGCGCGCGGCGGUGGUGGAACUGGGUACCAAUCGGCCGGGAGAGAUCCGCCGGCUUACGGCCAUCGCGAAUCCGGAUCUCGCCCUCAUCACCUCGGUGGCGCCGGCGCAUCUUUCCGGACUGGGCACCCUCGCGGGGGUGGCCCGGGAGAAGGGGGCGAUCUUCCGGGGGCUCGAUCCGAGGGGCACCGCGGUGGUGAACCUGGACGACGGCCGGGUCGUGCGCCAGAGCCGGAGCUUCCAGGGACGGGUGGUGACGUACGGCACCGGCGGCUUUGUCCGCGGCGAGGACCCGGAGAUGCUGUCCGGCGGCCGGUUGCGGUUCAAUCUGCGAGUGGGCCGGGUGCGGGAGCCGGUACGGUUGCGCCUGUGCGGCAUGCACAACGUCCGGAAUGCGGUAGGGGCCGCGGCCAUGGCCCACGCGUUCGGAGCCGACGUGGGGGCCAUUCGCACGGGCCUCGAAGCGGUGCGGCCGGUGGCCAUGCGCAUGCAGGUGGAGCGCUGGGCCGGCAUCGGCGUCAUCAACGACGCCUACAACGCCAAUCCGGCGUCCAUGGAAGCGGCUUUGGCGACGUUGAAGGCGAUUCCGGGGCGCGGGCGGCGGGUCGCCGUGCUGGGCGACAUGCUGGAGAUGGGCGCCGGCGAGACCGACUGCCACCGUCAGCUCGGGGAGACCGCCGCCGGGAGCGGCCUGGAUGCCCUCUACCUGCUGGGCCGUUUUGCCCGGGACACCCGGCAGGGGGCGCUGGGGGCGGGCAUGGAUCGGGCCGUCGUACGGGUGGUCCGGACCCACGGGAAGCUGGCGUCGGAGUUGCGCGCCGUGCUGCGGAAGGGCGACUGGGUCCUCAUCAAGGGUUCGCGGGGCUCGGCCAUGGAAAAGGUCCUUGCGGCCAUGAAGAACGAGGGGGCGUAA